This is a messenger RNA of Pollicipes pollicipes, 528 nucleotides long. Its product is annotated as toll-interacting protein-like. The record is from RefSeq and is a predicted model, not a curated record. Gene Ontology annotation, molecular function: ubiquitin conjugating enzyme binding; ubiquitin binding. Lineage: Eukaryota; Metazoa; Arthropoda; Thecostraca; Pollicipedomorpha; Pollicipedidae. Gene Ontology annotation, cellular component: cytoplasm. The transcript is spliced from 6 exons. Gene Ontology annotation, biological process: ubiquitin-dependent protein catabolic process. The coding region runs from base 1 to 528 and encodes 175 amino acids.
AUGGACCGGCAGGCGGCGCUGGCACUGCAGCGCCACUACAGCCGACGCGCGCCCACCAUGCAGACAGCCGCCGGCCGGCUCAACCUCACCAUCGCGCAGUGGACUAAGCUGACCAAGAACUACGGCUUGACGCGGAUGGACCCGUACGUGCGGUUGCGGCUGGGGCCACUGCGUGUACGAGACGCAGACCUGCUACACAACGGCGCCACCAACCCCCGCUGGAACAAGGCCGUCAUGUGUUACGUACCCCACGGCGUUACAUCCCUGCACCUGGAGGUGUACGACGAAUGCUCCUUCACCGACGACCAGCUGGUGGCGCAGGCAACCAUCCAGAUCCCUGAGUCGGUGCUGCAAGGCGGCGAAACCUCCGACGACUGGCAUCCGCUGUCCGGCAAGCAGGGCGAGGGCAAGGAGGGCAUGAUCAACCUGAUUAUGAACUACACGGUCAGUGGCUGCGCCUCGCGGCUGGAGCUCGUGACACGCGACCGGUGUCCGGCGGCGCGGCCGGCGGCCGGCGCCACCGACUAG